UUGGAACUUCGUAUCAGGUUGAACUACCGAAAUGUCCAACACCAAGCCGCAUCAGAAGGCUCUGUUGCCAAACCCAUUUCAUUUGAGUGACUCUGAUAUCCUUGAAAAAGUUUAUCUAACCCACACUUACGAUGACGAAGUUUGCGAUAAGCAGAUACUUUUCAAUGUGGUCUCCAACGUUAUCUUGCUAUCUUCUCGCGUUGUUGAAACUGUUCUACUUAAGAGAGAAGGGCGCAAUGGAAUUAUCGAAAGCAAAUUUCCCAUAACCGAUUUCAAACCAGAAUUCCACAAACUGAAGCUGAUGUCAUGUCAGAUGAUAACAAUACCUUCUGGAGUGGAAAACGCACACCAAACAACAAUGAGGAUUCUUCAACAAUUAAGAACCUUCUCAUGGGAUGCAAAAGCACUAAUAGCUCUAGCAGCAUUCGCAUUGGAGUAUGGAAACUUUUGGAACCUGUACCAGCUGCCACCGUCAGACCAACUGGGAAACUCGUUGAAACUGUUGAAUCAAAUUCAGCACAGACAGAUUGCUAUUGUUGAUAUUAACAAUCUAGUGGGGCUGGUGAUGGAAGCUGUUCAGAAAAUCAAAGAGUGGGGAACAUGGACUGCUGAAGGUUAUGACACCGAGGAUGUUCCCUCUCUCUCGGAUGCACUGCAAGAGAUCCCCCGUGUUGUCUACUGGGCGGUUGCUUCCCUUGUCGCUUGCAACAGCAACUUCAUUGGUCUAUCGAACUAUUCAUUAGCAGAUUUCAGUGCCAAACUUUCUCCCGCUCUCCAAGAGUUGAACGGGCAUCUAGAGAUAUGCAAGCUCCAAAUAGAUGAUGUAGAAGACUAUUUGAGACGUAAGAGGAACUUUAGAAAGCCUAAAGAUGUUGUAGACUUUUUGAAGCUUUUGAUCCAUCGUGAUGAGUCUCAGGAUGCUCAAAUAUAUGAUGGCAGCACCCAAAAUAAAGUGGGUGUGGAAGUAUUCAAGCAGAAGCAUAUCUUGUUAUUCAUUUCGACCCUGGACAGUAUUGCAGAUGAGAUUCGGCUUCUGAAUUCUAUUCAGGAUAGACUUGUGGAGGAUCCGAAUGAUAACAAAGGUUUUAAGAAAGAAGAAUUCAAGAUUUUGUGGAUACCCAUUGUGGAUAGAUGGGAUGAUGAGCGCAGGGAAGUGUUUAAAGCUUUGAGGAAUGGCAUCAAAUGGUACUUUGUCGAUUACUUUUCUCCCUUACCAGGCAUCAGGCUCAUUAGAGAAGAUCUAAACUUCGAGAAUAAGCCUAUAGUUCCAGUGGUCAACCCUCAAGGCAUCGUGAUAAACAAUGAUGCCAUGGACAUUAUUUUCGAAUGGGGCAUCGACGCAUUCCCUUUCAGAAAAUCUGAUGGUGACAUGCUUGCUCAGAAAUGGAAAUGGUUUUGGGACGAAGUUAGGAAAACUAAUUUUGAUAUACAGGUGAAAGGGGACAGGUACAUUUUCAUAUUUGGAGGUAAUGAUGGUAAGUGGAUCCAAGACUUCACACUGGCAGUGGACAAAGUUAAGAGACACGAAACAAUAAAGAGGGCAGACGCUAUAAUUGAUUAUUACCAUUUGGGAAAGGAUGACCCCAAGAAAGUGCCACGAUUCUGGAUUGGCAUAGAAAGUAAGAGACAAAAGAAGCACUACGAGGUGUUGGACUGUGAGAUUCAAGAAAUUGUGAAGAGUUUGCUUUGUCUCAAGCAAGAUGGACAAGGAUGGGCUCUUCUUAGUAAAGGGUCCAAUGUCAAGAUUCUGGGUCACGGUGAACCAAUGUAUCAAACACUGGCAGAUUUUGAGAUAUGGAAAGAAAAAGUGCUCGUGAGAGAAGGCUUUGACAUAGCCUUCAAAGAGUACUACGAGACCAAGCUUAACGAUCUACCUGCCCCUCAACCAUGCGCAUUUAUGAAUGUUGAUAACUACACUUCAAAUGUCGUAGCAACCAUAACAUGCCCAAAUGCCUCUUGUGGGCGUGUGAUGGAGGUGACAUCGGUUAAUUACAAGUGCUGCCAUCGUGAUGGUUCAGACAGUGGUAAAGUCUGAGCCAUAGAACCAGGCUUGUUUUGGUGAAACAUCACUUUA
Molecule: messenger RNA, 2074 nt
Organism: Abrus precatorius (Indian licorice)
Lineage: Eukaryota; Viridiplantae; Streptophyta; Magnoliopsida; Fabales; Fabaceae
Product: protein SIEVE ELEMENT OCCLUSION B-like
Exons: 7
Coding region: 32-2035 (667 amino acids)
Biological process (GO): phloem development
Source: RefSeq, a predicted model, not a curated record